Molecule: messenger RNA, 2745 nt
Organism: Symbiodinium necroappetens
Lineage: Eukaryota; Dinophyceae; Suessiales; Symbiodiniaceae
Source: the annotation of a GenBank genome assembly
AUGCCUCCGACGACGGAAGAAUCGUCGGCACCAAGUGGUCUGGGAGGUGCCUCUACGGAGGCAAAUUACCAGCUGCCAUGGACGGCAAUCCCUCGUUUUAUUCCUGGGACAACGGACGUCACCGAGUAUGCGAAGAAGCUGCAGUUUUUGGCGGCCAUGUGGCCGAAGGAGAGCAUAGCCUUGUUGGCUCCAAGAGCCGCACUUUUGUGCGAAGGCACCGCGUUCAAGAAGGUGUCGUCGCUACCAGCAGACAAGCUGAAGAGCAGCGACGACAGCGGAGUGAGACUCCUGGUUACAACACUCGGCGGCGCUUGGGGGCGCUCCGAGGUAGAGCUGAAGUACGAUGUCUUCGAGAAGGCGAUCUUCGGCACCAUCCAGAAGUCCGACGAGUCCAAUGACAGUUACCUGGCCAGGCAUGACGUGCAUUUUGAGGAGCUUUUGGCUCAGGGUGUUAGCUUUGAAGAGAUCAGAGCUUACAUCCUGCUACGACAGUCUGCUUUGUCGGCAGAAGACCGAAAGAAGAUUGUUGUGGAGAUGAGCGGGGAUGCCGGGAACGAGGACUCAGAGAGAGCUUACAACGCCAGUGCGGCACCAGGUGCCGGAGAUGACAAUGACUACGAGCUGGAUCCCGAAUAUGUGGAAGCAAUGGCGGCGAUGGAUGAUCAGGACGCCCUCGCCGUCGCCAGCUUCGAGGAGGAGCUAGAAGGCUUCUUCCAGGAUACACCUGAGAUGCAGGAGGCCCUGGUGAGCUAUUUGGAGGCCGCGACAACAGUCGCGGAGGUGGACCCAGGGCCUGCAGCCGCUUUCCUGGCAGGACAUUUCGAUGAAUCCCGAGACCUCGAGGUGUUGACACAGCUGCCCGAGGAAGCCGUGUCUCUCGCCGAGGCGGCACCCAGCGUUCCGACUUCUCAAGCCGAAAUAGGCUUGUCUCUCGGCGCUCGUUUCGCUCGUCUGACCGAAAGUGGACCGCGCUAUACCCCGACCGAGGCACGCACAGUGCCGAUGUCAGAGCUCGGGCAGACCAUAGUGACUUUCGGCAAACAUGCGAAAGGCCGCACUUUCGAGGACGUGAUCGUGAACGAGGAGUCCUGGAUCAAGUGGGUGUGCGAUCAUCUUGGCACCAGCGACAAAACAGAGCAUCAGGUGCUGUUGAUAUACAUCGAACGGUACGUGGCCGAAGCCGAAGUUCUGGAAGCCGACUUGCGGCAAACCACAGAAGCCGUUACCGUGCAACCGACUCCCAAGAGCAAGAUGCCUCCCCGCAAGCCCAGCCGUAUCCAGGAGCCGCCUGUGGAAGAUCACUGGGAUAUGGUUGCGGAAGCCGAGCUGCAGAACGCCAUGGAGUCCCAGGUUCAGGCGUUGCGUGUUCCCGGAAGCAACACGUCGGAUGAGGAUCUCACCCCACAUGCGUUGACAGAAGGCCGUUGGCACGGCCCAGCGAAGGUCAUAUGCUCCGAGGGCAAAUCCAUAGUCUGGGUGGCCCACGGGACGACCAUCAUUAGGUCAGAUGUUUUGUCGCCAGCCCCAGCUGUAGUCCCAGAGCCUAUCCCGAACACGGUAGGCCCCAGUAAUCUCCCAACGGCUACUCCCGCCGAUGACAUUGGCCAGCCUGAGCAGGAACUGACGCCCCAGGAAACUGGAAUAAUCGAUGAAGAUGGAGAUGCGCUCGUCCAAUUUUCGACAGUUGUAGACCUAAAGCCAAAGGAAGUCAAGAGGACCCGUGCCGAAGUCAGCUUAAAACACUUGUCUUCCAAAGAGGUUGCCCUUUUUGAGCAAGCUAAGUUGAAGGAGAUAAAUUGCUGGGUCCAGACAUCUGCAAUACGGGGCAUUCUUCGUCGUAAGUUGAAUCCUGAGCAGAUCUUGAAAAGUCGAUGGAUCCUCACCUGGAAAGCCCCUGAGGAGGGCGAGACACAGCAGAGGGCCAAGGCUAGGUUAGUGGUUCUAGGAUACCAAGAUCCUAAGUUAGUGGAGGUGUCUCGCGAUGCUCCGACGCUGUCCAAGGAAGGACGAUCCAUUAUCCUUCAGACACUUGCCUCGCGUCGCUUCCAGUUGAGUGAUUCUGUGUUUAAGAGCAAGAUUGAUGAGCUUCAGAAAUCAUUGCCUUUCGGUAGUCGCAAGUUUGAUAGCUUCACCUUCACGGGUAUUCAUUUGCAGCAACAUGCCGAUGGGUCCAUCAAGGCCAGCCAAGGGGAUUACGUCAGGAGUAUUCCGGCAAUUGACGUCGGUCGCCUCCGCAGACAGAACCUCGAGACUCGAGCAAAUGAAAGCGAGCAAUCAAAGUUGCGGGGACUGAUCGGGAGUCUUCAGUACGCCGUCACCCAUUCGCGUCCUGACAUGGCUGCUAAGUUGGGUGAAAUCCAGAGUCAGACCGCUUGCCCGACCAUUCAAACACUGAUGUCGGCCAACAAAGUUCUCCGUGAAGCUCAGGAGACUUCUUCAGUGAGCAUUCGAUAUCUGCCGAUACCAGUGUCCCAGGUCACCUUUGUGUCCUUUGGAGAUGCUUCGUUUGCCUCUGCUAGAAAUUUGAGUUCCCAUCAAGGCGCGCUGAUUUGCGCGACGGAUGAGAAUUUGAAUCGUAAUCAAGAGGCCCCAGUCUCCCCUGUGGCAUGGAGCUCCAAGAAAAUUCCUCGGGUCGUCAGAUCCACUCUGUCAGCAGAGGCUUACGCUAUGUCAAAGGCUGUGGACAUCCUGGGAUGGAUUCGUGCUUUGUGGGGUGUUAUACACAUACCACAUUUCAAGUGGCAG